AUGAAUGAUGUAGCUGGUAAGAUAAUUGUAUGGCCAACAGGAGUAGCGGCAUUAGAAAACAUCCAGAAAUUUAAUUCUCUAAGAGGAUUAAACUCAUUUCCCAAUGUAUUUGGCUGUAUUGAUGGGUGCCAUAUUAAUACUUUAUUUUCUUGGGAAAAACGAACUAAAAUGCCAAAGUUGGAUAGAAAUAUGUUUUGCAAUAGAAAACAAGUUCCAUCUGUUGUACUGCAAUUUGGUAUUCCAGGACUGUUAUAA
Messenger RNA from Macrosiphum euphorbiae (potato aphid), 255 nucleotides. NCBI's taxonomy places the organism in Eukaryota, Metazoa, Arthropoda, Insecta, Hemiptera, Aphididae. The record is from the annotation of a GenBank genome assembly.